AAAAAAAAUACAACAUUCCGUCAGUUGUACUGUGACUGGAACUCUAUUGGUUUAAACCUUCCAUGUUGAAACAAGUGCACGUUGUUCACGAAGGUAUAUAAGAGGUAAAUAGCGUUGAUAAGCACCCCAGACAGUUGGUUAUAAUGUGGAAGCCACUUGUGGUGUCAGCCAUAGUGGCGAACAUGGUACUGAUAACACCAACAAAAGGAUAUAAUCCCGGCCCUUAUUCGAUUGCAGAACAUGGUAAUCGUCAUCGAAAAUGUAAGAACCCAAACGAAGUGUACGACCUUUGCCCGGCCCCCUGCCCUCCAAGGGAAUGCGGGGUCAACAAGGCUCUGAUUCUUUGUGCUCCUUCACCCAAGCCUGGUUCCAGUGAAUGUAAGCCUGGCUGCCGAUGUGAUGAUGGUUUUGUUAGAAAUAAAGCUGGUGUUUGUAUUCCUGAAGACGAGUGUAAAUAUGAUUGUGCCAAAAAUGAGACACUAGACCCAUGUCUAACUGAAUGCCCACCUCGGUUCUGCGGUGUAAACAUAGCCGCAGUAUCGUGCAUAGCUAUAGACGAAUGCGAUUGUGAACCCGGCUGUCGCUGCAGUGACGGCUACUUAAGGAAUGGAGAAGGGAACUGCGUUCUUGAGGAGGAUUGUCCUAAAUGCACGGGUCAGAACGAAAGAUACAACGUAUGUCCAGCCCCGUGCCCUCCACGCCGAUGUGGAGUGGAUGACAAUCUCGUAGAUUGUGCACCAUCACCAAAUCCUGGUGACCCUGAGUGCGUUCCUGGCUGUGAAUGCGAAGAUGGCUUCGUCAGGAACUACGAAGGAGUAUGUGUAACGAGAGAUGAAUGUCCUACAUGCCCUGCACAUGAGGAAUAUGACAUAUGUCCAGCACCGUGUCCCCCUCGCCGCUGCGAUGUAGACGACCGUUUGAUUAGGUGCGCCAAGCCUCCAGACCCUGGUGACAAGAGCUGUGAACCUGGUUGUCGCUGUUCUGACGGCUUCGCGAGGAAUGAAAGGGGUGUUUGUGUUACCAGGGAUCAGUGUCCAUAUAAUUGUGGACCAUAUGAAAUAUAUUCACCAUGUCCUACAAAAGAAUGCCGACCUCUAGAAUGCACUCAAGUAGGAUUCCCAGUUUCAUGUCCAAGAGACGAAGAGGAUGAUGAUGAUGAGGAUGAUGAUAAGUGCCCCGUACAACCUGACUGCAUUUGCGAAGAUGGCUAUGUAUGGAAUGCAAACGGCACAUGUAUACCGAUAUCGGAAUGUCCAUCAUGUGGUGGGGACCCUUACGCGAUAACGGGAUGCGGAGUAAACUGCGGUAAACAUUGCUCCGAUCUAAAUAAGAAGGAACCUGGACCAUGUAUCGAAAUAUGCUACGAAAACGCCUGCGAUUGUCGUGAAGGAUAUUAUUACGAUGACAACCUAAAAAAAUGCGUCCCACCAGAAGAAUGCACACCAGUUUGCGGGAGAAAUGAAGUUUACUCAAACUGUACCAAUGCUGACUGUAGACCGAAGGAUUGUUCGCAAUUAGGGUUCCCGAUAAAAUGUCCGAGAAUUAAUCCUGUGGAUUGUGUCAAAGGAUGCGUUUGUAAAGAAGGUUAUGUACGAGGAGCGAACGGCGUUUGUAUUCGCAAACGAAGAUGUCCUUCAUGUGGUGGGGACCCAAACGCAGAAACUGGUUGUGGCAUAAACUGCGGUAGACUAUGUUCGAACUACAACAAAGGGCCCGUGAGCUGUAUAGCUGUGUGCUACGACAAUGCUUGCGAUUGCAAAAAAGGUUUUGUACUGGACGAGAGCACUGGAAAAUGUAUCCUUCCGAAUCAAUGCGUGUCGUGUCGUGGAGAUUUCAAUGCUCAACCUGGUUGCGAUACAAACUGUACCAAACGCUGUCCUGGUCCCAAACCAACCGAGUGCAAAUGUUACAAAGAUGGCUGCGUUUGCAAAGACGGAUUCUUAUACGAUCCUAAAGCCAAGAAGUGUGUUCGACUUGAACAAUGUACUCCACCUUGUGGCGAAAACGAAGUUCUAUCAGACUGUAGCAACGGUGGAUGUGGACCGUGGACCUGUGACGAUGUAGGGUUUCCUACCGGCUGCGUCAAGAUGGACCAAAAAUAUUGCACAGUUGGAUGCGUGUGCAAAGAAGGUUAUGUUAGGAAAAAUGGCGUAUGUGUUCCAGUUACUGAUUGCCCUGCAUGUGGCGGAGAUCCUAAUGCAAGACCAGGUUGUGGUGUUAACUGUGGAAGACUAUGCUCAAAUUACAACAAAGGGACAGUAUUCUGUCCGGCUAUUUGCCGUCAAAACGCAUGUGAUUGCAAAAAAGGAUAUGUGCUCGAUGAAAAUACUGGUCAAUGUGUUCGUCCUGAAGAAUGCACCCCAGUUUGCGGAGAAAAUGAAAAGUUUUCGAGCUGUGUCAAUGGUGGAUGUGAAGCUCAGAACUGCUCUCAAGUUCAAGAAUCAGUCCCUUGUGUCAGACCUGCUAAAUGUAGACCAGGAUGUCUUUGUGCAGACGGUUUAUUAAGAGCUGAUAAUGGUACCUGCGUACCGAAAGACCAAUGUCCUGCAAAAUGUAAUGGAGCUAACGAGAUCUACGAUCCGUGUCCACCAAGAUGUCCCCCACAAACUUGUGAAAGUAUAGGACAGAAAUAUUUCUGUCCACUACAACUCUCAGGCCCAAGUUCUAAGAACUGCCGAGGCGCCUGUCGAUGCAAACCAAACUACUUCAGAAACAAAAUCGGAGAAUGCAUAUCGGCAAAGGAUUGCCAAAAAUGCAAGGGUCCAAACGAAUACUACUCUUGCGGUGGCGCGUGUGACAAUGUGUGCGCUACUCUGAAGGAACAAAAUCAGACCAACUGUCCCAUCGUCAAUAUCAAAUGCAAUGAAAUGUGCUACUGUGAACCAGGAUACGCUAGGGACAACAAUAAUAUUUGCAUUCCCAUCGAGAAAUGUCCAAAAACUGUUUGUGGGGUUAAUGAAAGACUGGAACAAUGUCCCCCUGCAUUGUGCACUCCUCAGAAAUGUACUGAAUUAGGCUUCCCUUAUGCGUGUCCUGAUUUACCUCCAAAUGGUUGCCCAGUGCCCCCGGGCUGUGUCUGUAUUGACGACUACGUUAGAGAUGCUAAAGGAAGAUGUAUACCCAAUCAAAAUUGCCCUUCAUGCGGAGGGGAUUCGAAAGCAGUAUCUGGCUGUGGAGUGAACUGCGGUAGAACUUGCGCUGAUUACAAUAGAACAGACAUCGCUUGUAUAGCAGUAUGCUACUUCAAUGCUUGCGACUGCCGAAAAGGAUAUGUUUUUGAUGACAAUAUAAAGAAAUGUGUGAGACCGAAAGAUUGCACACCUGUUUGUGGAAAGAACGAAGUCUACAAUUUUUGCGCUAACGGUGGAUGCGGCAAGAGGAAUUGUACGCAACUUGGAGAGCCGGAUCUCUGUAUAGAUGUGAUAAAGUGUAUUGGAGGUUGUGUCUGUCAAGAAGGGUACUUAAGAGAUAAAGAUGGAAGAUGCGUUCCAAUAAAGGAGUGUCCAAUACCAAAAUGUGGGAUAAACGAAAGAUUUGAACUAUGUCCAGAUUCCCUUUGUAUACCACAAAAAUGUUCAGAGCUAGGCUUUCCUAUACGUUGCCCAGCGUUAUCAGGGGAUUCCACCUGCCCAGGACAACCUGCUUGUGUUUGUGAUUAUGGAUUCGUGAGGAAUGAUUAUGGAAUUUGCAUACCUAAAGAUCAAUGCCCAUCAUGUGGUGGUGAUCCAAAUGCCAAACCAGGUUGUGGUAUCAAUUGUGGCAGACUUUGCUCCAACUAUAACCUUGAACCAGUGCCGUGUCCUAAGAUAUGCAAAUUCAAUGCUUGCGAUUGUAAAAAGAACUUUGUAUUCGAUGUCAAUAUCAAAAAAUGCGUACGCCCUCGAGAAUGCACACCAAUAUGCGGAAAAGAUGAAGUUUAUUCGCCAUGUAUCCAAGGGGGAUGUGAGGCUAAAAAUUGCUCUCAAUUAGGAAAACCGGUUCCUUGUGUAAAGAUAGCCUCUGAAAGCUGCAUCAAAGGAUGUCUCUGCAAGGAAGGUUAUUUACGGGACAAGAAUGGCGUUUGUUUACCAAAGGACCAAUGUAGCCAAAAUUGCUUGGAACCACACACAGUCUACGAUCCCUGCCCACCAAGUUGUCCACCACAAACUUGUGAAAGCAUUGGCAAAAAAUAUUCUUGCCCAGCUGUCAUACUUGGAGAAGAAAAGUGCAAUGGUACCUGUCGAUGUGAGAAGGAUUAUUACAGAAAUAAACUUGGUGAAUGUAUUUCGAAAACUGAUUGCUUAAAAUGCACGGGUCCGAACGAGUUAUUCUCGUGUGGCGGAGCAUGCGACAACGUGUGUGCUACACUUAGUCAACAGAACCAGACAAACUGUCCCAUCGUCAAUAUUAAGUGCAAUCCUAUGUGUUAUUGCGAAAAGGGUUACGCUAGAGACGAAAAUGGCACCUGUAUACCAAUAGAACAAUGUCCAGUACCCAAAUGUGGUGAAAACGAAAGACUAGAAGAGUGUCCGGACCAGCUGUGUACGGCACAAUCUUGCUCUCAACUCGGCUUCCCAAUAGAUUGUCCUGCAUUAAAUGGUAAUUCCACUGUGUCGUGUGGUGAACCAAAGUGUGUCUGCAUCGAAGACUAUGUGAAAGACGAUGAUGGAAAGUGUAUUCCUACUAAUGAAUGUCCUUCAUGUGGAGGCGAUCCAAACGCGGUCCUUGGUUGUGGACAGAACUGUGGUAGACUGUGCUCGAACUACAAAGAAAAAGACGUUGUUUGCACGUUAAUUUGUAAACUCAAUGGCUGCGAUUGCAGAAACGGAUUCGUAUACGAUAGCAAUUUAGGGAAAUGUGUUCGUCCUAAAGAUUGCACACCUACUUGCGGCAAUAAUGAAGUUUACGUUGGCUGCGCUAACGGCGGAUGUGGAAAAUGGAACUGUUCUCAAAUAGAUGAACCUGAUCUUUGUAUAGAUCCUAUCAAAUGUAACGGUGGUUGUGUUUGCAAAGAAGGAUUCUUGCGACUUGAAAAUGGCACAUGCGUACCUGAAGAACAGUGUCCACGUAAAUGCCCCGGACCCAACGAGCACUAUGCCUGUGGCAGUGAAUGCGACAACGUUUGUUCUACAUUAUCUCAACAGAAUCAAACAAAUUGUCCUAUUGUUAAUAAGAGAUGCAACAAUAAAUGUUAUUGUAACGAAGGCUUUGCUCGAGAUGACAAUGGAGUCUGUAUACCGAUUGGACAAUGUGGUGUUUCUUGCAACGGAGAUUCCAACGCCAUAUCUGGUUGUGGCGGCUACUGCGGUAGACGUUGUUCCACCUACAAUAAAGGAGUAGUGGCAUGUCCCCUUAUCUGCCAACUAAACGGCUGCGAUUGCAAACAAAGCUACGUUUACGAUGACAAUCUGAAGAAAUGUGUACAGCCUAAAGACUGCACACCAGUGUGUAAAGCAAAUGAAGUGUUUGACAGUUGUGCAAAUGGAGGUUGCGAUAGACGAGAAUGUGCAGAUCUUGAAUAUCCAAACCUCUGUAGAGACCCCAUAGAGUGUAUUGGAGACUGCGUUUGUAUUAACGGUUACUUGCGUAAUGAAGAUGGUCUGUGCGUGCCUGAAAAGGAAUGUAAACCGGAGUGCAACAGGCCUCAUGAGGUCUUUGACUUUUGUCCUUCAACUUGCCCACCGCGAACAUGCGAGAGUCUUGACAGGGCUUAUGUCUGCCCCAUCGAAUGGGGUCAGGAACCGCCCUGCAAACCUGGCUGCGUCUGCGAACAAGGAUUUUACACCAACAAGAUAGGGGAAUGCAUAUCGGAGGAAGAUUGUAAAAAAUGCACGGGACUAAAUGAGUAUCACUCUUGCGGUGGUGCAUGUGACAACGUGUGCGCUACUCUGAAUGAACAAAAUCAGACCAACUGUCCUAUCGUCAAUAUCAAGUGCAAUGAAAUGUGCUACUGUGAAGAUGGAUAUGCUAGGGAUGUUAAUAACAUCUGUAUACCUAUUGAAGACUGUCCUCCACCCCGAUGUGGCCCAGAUGAAAGGUAUGAAGAAAACCCCUCUCUUGUCUGCGAGCCUCUAUACUGUUCCGAAGUAGGAGAGGAAAUGGACUGUCCUCCAGUUGUAGACGCUAAUUGUGAUGAUCAACCAGCCUGCAUCUGCAAGUCAGGACUUGUUAGAAACGAUGACGAUGUUUGUGUACCUAUUGAUGAAUGCCCUUCCAACAACACGACGGUGAACUGCACAGAUGUAAGACCUAGACUUGACAAAGGAAGCAUGAACUUAGCUGGCGACUUUUUACACUAUCUAGUGUCUACAAAACCUGAUGAGAACGCCGUAGCAUCAGGAACAUCGCUCCUUAUUCCAUUAGCACAGAUUGCGUUAUAUGCUACUGGAUCGGUGCUAGAGGAACUUCUCAAACUGCUUAACCUUAGAAGUAAAGACGAGAUAAAGUGUAUUUUCCCUGAAUUUACCAAAGAAUUAGGGAAUCAAGGAAACGUAGAUUUGGAAGUGGCUACUAAAUACUACGCAAACAUUGGAUAUCCACUAAGUUCAAACUUCAUUCAAGAUUCUAAGAAAUAUUUUGACGCUGAAGGAGAGAAUCUUGACUUCAGUCAGAAUGUUGAGGCUUCUAAAAUCAUAAAUGACUGGGUAUCAAACCGUACUCGUGGCAAAAUUCAAGACCUCGUUCAGCCAAGCAUGUUUAGUGCGAAUACAAGACUGUGCUUAGUCAACGCCAUUUAUUUCUUGGGAGAUUGGUUAUACAAAUUCAAUCCUAACGACACGACAGUUAAAGAUUUCUACAAAGCUAAUGGGGAUACUGUACAAUUGAAAAUAAUGUACCAACAAGGGACAUUCAAUUAUGCUGAAAACGAUGAUUAUCAGGCCCUGGAGAUGUUUUAUAAAGGCAUGAAUAUCAGUUUCCUAGUGGUUCUUCCAAGAAAUAAGACCGGUUUGCUGAAUACGGUUAAGGCCCUGAGAGAUCCUGAUGAGUUCUCUAACUUGACGAAAAACCUUCGUUCGGAGAAAGUUAAAGUAUAUCUGCCGAAAAUGUUAAUCUACACACAAAUAAAUAUAAAAGAAAUGCUUAUAAAGGAUAAUAUUACCGCUAUGUUUGAUCCAAGAAAUGAUGGAUUUGAUGGUAUAUUGAAACGUAAAGAACCAGUUUAUAUAUCUGAUGCUGUACAGAAAGCUUACAUAUCUGUAGAUGAGAAAGGUACCGAAGCAGCGGCAGCCACUGCUGUCAUUCUCACUAGAAGGAGCUUGCCACUAAAUUCUCCGCCCCCUUACGUCUUCAACGCCAACCAUCCCUUUCUAUUUUACAUUAAAACUAAAGACACGAUUUUGUUCUCUGGGACUUUUGUCAGAUAAAUAAAAAUAUUAUUAGGUAUCUACACUAUUUCUAUAUUCCCUUUGUCAUCCCAAACUUUAACUUAUUCACAAUCAAAAAUGACACUAUCAUUAGUUUUGGAUAAGUUUCCAGCUUUAAUAAUAACAUUAGCCAUGCCAUAUCCUCCACCAAAGAUCUAUGUCUUCGAAGCUAAUCGCCCUUAUGUAUACUACAUAUUAGAAAACAAAGUACCGCUGUUCUGUGGGACGUUCGUAGGGGCAGAGUAAGAGGUGAAUUAUAUUCCUAGAUUUUGUGUCCUUGUUUGUUUAAAACUUAGAAUCUUUUCCAUGGCUAUGGCUGGCUGGUGAAGGAACUAUGUCAUGUGCAACAUCAGAUACAUCAUCAUCUUAAUGUGACUUCCAGUUUUAGGUUCAGCUAUGUACUCUCCUAAAAUGUAGAUAAAUAAA
Helicoverpa armigera (cotton bollworm) is the source of this 7769-nucleotide messenger RNA. RefSeq names its product zonadhesin. Bases 144 to 7343 code for a protein of 2399 amino acids. The record is from RefSeq and is a predicted model, not a curated record. The transcript is spliced from 41 exons. Lineage: Eukaryota; Metazoa; Arthropoda; Insecta; Lepidoptera; Noctuidae.